AUGCGUAGAUCGAUCUCCAAAUCGCGAUCCCACAGCGAUCGCGACCGACGACCUCCAAAUGAAAACAUGACCGCCCUCGCAGACGACCUGGUCGAGCGCCACGGGAACAGCAACGCACGUACCCCACCGUGUGAAGACGGUGUCGACCCCUUCGCGACGACCGCCGGUGCAGCUAACGAUAAUACGACUGCUGAUGAGGAGGACGGCUAA
Molecule: messenger RNA, 210 nt
Organism: Pseudogymnoascus destructans
Lineage: Eukaryota; Fungi; Ascomycota; Leotiomycetes; Thelebolales; Thelebolaceae
Exons: 3
Coding region: 1-210 (69 amino acids)
Source: RefSeq, a predicted model, not a curated record